AUGCCCAAGGUUGAGCUGGACGACCUGGCUCUGCGCCACGGCGUUGCAAAGCGCGGCACCAAGGCUGAGGUGGUGGACCGCCUGCUGGGCGAUCUGCUUGACCAGGCCAGCGCCCUGGGCCCCUCAGCGCCUGGAGUCUUGGAUGCCGCGCCCGCCGCGGACGUCAAGCAGCGCCGCCAGCGCCGCACCUCUCGCAAGGCCACGGCGUCGGCCGACCCGCUGCCUGAGCCAGCCCCAGCCGCAACCACCGCGGCGCCGCCAACGGAGGCGCCCGCGCGCCGCGCGCGCCGUACGUCGCGCCGCGUCUCUGCAGUGGUCGAGGAGUCCGCGCCUGCCGCGCCGGCCACAUCCACGGCGGCGCUGGGCCCAGCCGAGGCCGCGCCGGACGCGCCCGUCACACCUGCCAAGCGCGCCCGCCGCCAGAGCCGCAAGACCGCAGCGAUUGAGCCGGAGCCCGCCGCCGUGGCCGCCGUUGAGGAGGCGGUGGCCCCCAAGCAGCGCGCGCGCCGCAGCAGCCGCAAGAGCGCCGCCAUGGACCCUGCCGACGGCGCGGCCGCGCCCGCGCCCGCACCGGCUCGGCAGCGCAGCCGCGGCCGCAGCCCGACGGUGUCUGCUGCGGACGGCGCUGAUGUGGCGAUGAGUGAGAGCGCCCUGGGCAGGCAGUCCAAGGCGUGGCUGCAGCAGGCGGUGGCCGAGCGCGGCGUCUAUGACCCCGCCCUGCACACCACCAAGGCCGCGCUGGUGGCGGCGCUGCUGGGCGCCUCCACGGCCGCGAGGCCGGAGGUUCCCACGACGCCCCUGGCGAUUGGCGAGGGGCUUGUGCUUGGGGAGGAGGAGGCCAGCGUUAACGAGGAGCCUUACCUGGACGCCACCCCCGCGUUUUGCGCCAGCUAUGAGGAGGUGCUCAGCCAGGUCCGCGGCGGCGCGGGCCUGGAGGACGAGCCCGCAAUCUCGGGCGACGCCUUUGGCCCCGCCGCCGCCGGCGCCAUGGCGUCCGCCGCGGAGCUGCUGCGCGUGGGGGCAGAGGUGGACGACGCGGCCAGCGUCCGCGCCGCCGCCGAGGUCGAGAGGGAGACCCUCAAGGCACUGAGCGCGCGCGUGGCGUCGCGCGACGAGGCGCGGCUCGCGGCGGAGGAGGAGGGGGUGGGCGGCUUUGCCGACGAGGGCGCGGCGGCUGCGCUGUACCGGGCCGCGCCUGAUCUGGAGGACAUUGCGGCGGCCCUGGCCGAGGGCGGCGGCGCCGGCGGCGCGCUGGCGGAGGACGAGGCGGAGGACGCGGCGCUCGGUGUGUUUGACCACCUCGCCUUCCAUUUUGAGGCCGAUGCUGCACCUGUGGCGGCGCCUGACCUGGAGGACAUUGCAGCGGCGCUGGCAGAAGGCGGCGGCGCUGGCGAUGCGUCUGCGGCGGAGGACGAGGCUGAGGACGCGGCGCUCGGCGUGUUUGACCACCUCGCCUUUGAUUUCGAGGCCGACUUGGACGCGGCCGCCGCCGAGGCCGAGGUUGAGGCGGCGCCAGACGCGGGGGAGGCCGCGCUGGCCGCCGCCGCCACCGCGGCGGAGGCGGACGCCGCGCUGCUGCUGCGCUCCACGUCGCCGCUGCUGGUGCAGGACGGCGCCGCCCUGGUCGAUGAGGAGCCCGACGGCGCGCUGCGCGCGUUUGACCACAUCGCCUUUGACUUUGACCUGCAGCGCGCGUCCGCCGCGCAGUUUGCGCGCGCCGCCGAGCCUCCGCUGCUGGCGCCCAGCGCCGCCGCCGCGCUCGCCGAGGCCGCGCCGAUCGUGCUGCAGGACGAGGCUCCGGACGUCGCCCUCGCGUCGUUUGACCACGCCCACUUCACGCCUCCCCGCGCGGCCGCCGAGGCCGAGGCGCCCGCGGCGGUUGCCGCGCCGCGGUCUGCGGACCUGGGCGCUCCGGUCGGCGGCGCCCAGCGGCAGCAGCAGCAGGCGGACGUCCUGGUGCAGUUUGGCGAGUGGCUGAAGGAGGUGGUGGCCGCUUUUGAGGAGUGGCAGCGCAGCCUCGGCAAGUGA
Messenger RNA from Monoraphidium neglectum, 2028 nucleotides. RefSeq lists its product as hypothetical. NCBI's taxonomy places the organism in Eukaryota, Viridiplantae, Chlorophyta, Chlorophyceae, Sphaeropleales, Selenastraceae. The record is from RefSeq and is a predicted model, not a curated record. Bases 1 to 2028 code for a protein of 675 amino acids. The transcript has 7 exons.